This is a messenger RNA of Rangifer tarandus platyrhynchus (Svalbard reindeer), 423 nucleotides long. Lineage: Eukaryota; Metazoa; Chordata; Mammalia; Artiodactyla; Cervidae. The record is from the annotation of a GenBank genome assembly.
AUGGCGUCCGUGGACUUCAAGACCUACGUGGACCAGGCAUGCCGCGCGGCUGAGGAGUUCGUGAACGUGUACUAUAGCACCAUGGACAAGCGGCGGCGGCUGCUGUCCCGCCUGUACAUGGGCACGGCCACCCUGGUGUGGAAUGGCAACGCCGUCUCCGGGCAAGAGUCCCUGAGUGAGUUUUUUGAGAUGCUGCCUUCCAGCGAGUUCCAGAUCAAUGUGGUAGACUGCCAGCCUGUCCAUGAUGAAGCCACCCCGAGCCAGACCACGGUCCUUGUGGUGAUCUGUGGGACAGUGAAGUUUGAGGGCAACAAACAGCGGGACUUCAACCAGAACUUCAUCCUGACAGCACAGGCCUCACCCAGCAACACAGUGUGGAAGAUCGCCAGCGACUGCUUCCGGUUCCAGGACUGGGCCUGCUAG